CGGGUCACCGUAAAGGGCAAAGCCUGCUGCAACAGAAAGAAAAGUUGUUCGCGGAUCUCUUAGUAACUUUUAGGCUUCAUCCUGCUGCCAUGAGCAGGACAAGAGGUCUCAACGCCCGUCUGGAGCGCCACGGUAAGGCGGCCCUCCUGUAAAGGCGUUCAGCCUCGAAGCGCCCCUGGGGUUUCUCAGGCUCCAGCCAUGUUACCUGGGCAGAACACGGAGGGCCUCAGCCCGAAAAACCAGAGAGAGAGGGAAGAAGGUACCCCGUGCAGCAGCCUUCACAGGCCUCCAGCUCAAACAGGUUGUGGGAUGUUCACUCUCCUGUCAUCCAUCAUUGCUGCCAUCAGUGGAUUUUUGAUGGGUUAUGAGCUUGCAGUUAUCUCUGGAGCUCUUCUUCAGUUAACUAGCAUCCUAACCCUUUCAUGCCGACAACAAGAAAUAAUUGUAAGCGCACUUCUUUUUGGUGCCUUGUUAGCUUCAUUAACUGGUGGGAUCCUGAUAGACAAAUAUGGGAGGCGACUUACCAUUAUGCUGUCAUCUGGUUUACUAGUUGUGGGCAGUCUGAUUCUGAUAAUUUUUGCCUCAUAUGGACUACUUAUAUUAGGACGGAUUGUAAUAGGGGUUUCUAUUUCACUUUCUUCAACUGCGACAUGUGUGUAUAUCGCAGAGAUUGCCCCACAGCACAGAAGAGGCUUGCUUGUGUCUCUAAAUGAACUCAUGAUUGUAACGGGCAUUCUCUUUGCCUACAUUUCUAAUUAUGCCUUUGCUAAUGUUUCCCAUGGCUGGAAGUACAUGUUCGGCCUUGUUAUUCCACUGGGGAUUUUACAAACAAUUGCUUUAUAUUUUCUUCUGCCCAGUCCUCGGUUUCUGGUUAUGAAAGGUUUUGAUGAAGCUGCUAGUAAAGUACUUGGAAAGCUCAGGACAACUUCGGACACUACUGAAGAACUCGCUAUGAUCAAAGCUUCUUUGAAAGAUGAACACCAAUAUCAUUUUCUGGAUUUGUUCCAUUCAAAAGACAACAUGAGAACACGGAUGCUGAUAGGGAUCGUUCUAGUUUUUUUUGUGCAAGCAACCGGACAACCCAACAUCUUGUAUUAUUCAUCCACUGUUUUGAAAUCAGUUGGAUUCCAGAGCAAUGCAGUGGCUAGUCUGGCCUCAACUGGGGUUGGAGCAGUAAAAGUGAUCAGUACCAUUCCCGCCAUUCUUUUUGUGGACCAUGUAGGAAGCAAGACAUUUCUCUGUAUUGGCUCAUCCCUCAUGUCCGUGUCCUUGGUCACCUUAGGAUUAGUAAUGCAUAAUAUACAUGUGAACGUCACCACUGUCUGUAAAAACCAGUCUUUGGAAGAGUUCCGAUUUCAGAGAGCGGGAACAGUGAUCUUCAGUAAUGAAACUUUUAAGGAACAUUUUGCUGACACAACUUUAUCUGUUAAAAGUUCACAGUGGAAGGAUGAAAGUGCUGACCCAGAGAAUCAGAACAAGACAGCAUUGGCAGGAGAUAAAACUUCUGUCCAUAUGCAAGCAGAAUCCCAGGUAGCAGUUGAACCUGCAGAGGUACGAACCUCUCUGAAAUGGCUCUCUUUGGCUAGCUUGCUUGUUUAUGUUGCGGCUUUUUCCAUAGGACUUGGACCAAUGUCAUGGCUGGUGUUAAGUGAAAUAUUUCCUGGAGGGAUCAGAGGAAGAGCGAUUGCUUUCACAUCAAGCAUGAACUGGGGGGUUAAUCUCCUAAUCUCCUCAACAUUUUUGACUAUAACAAACCUUAUUGGUUUACCAUGGAUCUGUUUCAUUUAUGCACUGAUGAGCCUAGCAUCAUUAGCUUUUGUCAUUAUCUUUAUACCGAAGACAAAAGGAUGUUCUUUAGAGCAAAUAUCCAUGGAACUGGCAAAACAGACAAGUUAUGCUGCAGAGGCAGUGAUAUUUGGCCUCCUGAGAUAGUUUGGGUCACUCUGAUUGCAAGAAGCCUCUUUCCAGUGCUCACUAGAAACACCAGAAGUGGCUUCAGUCUUUGCAGAAUAUGUGCACAGAAGCCUGGACUGGACAUUGGAUCAGUAUGCUGUAGAACAAUAUGAUAGCUUUAAUUUGAACUGGGGAAAUAAAUUGCUUCAUGAAACAGCAGUGGUGUGAAUAACCCCGCUCUAAGCAAGAAGCCUACAUAUUGAACUUCAAGAAUUAGAUGCAUCUUCACCUGCCUAUUGUGCACAGUGUCAUGGCAGUGUGUCCUUUGCAAAAACUUAAAUUCAAAUUCUUCAGGAGUUUAAAAGGAGUAGAAAGCAGACAGUGUUAUGUUAGUUAUGCAAAGCAUGUGGAUAUGCAUACUGUUUUUUUCAAAUUUACUUUACUUGCAUAGAUAAAAAUGCUGUUUUUCAGAUCUUCUGCUUAAACCUUAACCAAAACAUAUCAUGAAAUAUCCUGUACAAACCUGGUGCUGGCUAGGUAUUUGGGGAAUUGAAGUACCAACAUCUAGAGUGUACCAGCUUGAGGAAAGCUGUUAAGAAAUAUAUCAGUAUUCUCUGUACUAUUUUGAUAAAUAAUUGUUGAUGAUGGUUAUCAUAACAGAAAUAUAUUCCAUUCCAUUUAAUAACUUCUGAGCUGCUGACAUAGGAUGGGAAAGGACAAAAAGCAAAGCUAAUUCCAGCUGUUACCCAAUUAGAUCCCCAACAUUUUUGGACCAGUGGGAACUUCUGGAAUUUUGAAAGGCUAUUCGCACUUUUACAAAAUGGUUGGUCAUACCCACCAUGGCCCAUAUACUAGAAGGAAAGCAAAACUCUGGGCUGUAGCCACCCAUCAUUUGAUUUUCUAGGAAUCCUUCUGGGAUCUGUGUGGGGUUCAGAAGCAUUAAUGGAAAUAAAAGCAUUGCUGGAGACUGAUUCCUGAUGCUUUGCACCAUGCUAGUUCCCAUU
Messenger RNA from Candoia aspera, 2897 nucleotides. RefSeq names its product solute carrier family 2 member 12 (gene SLC2A12). The record is from RefSeq and is a predicted model, not a curated record. Gene Ontology annotation, cellular component: membrane. NCBI's taxonomy places the organism in Eukaryota, Metazoa, Chordata, Lepidosauria, Squamata, Candoiidae. Gene Ontology annotation, biological process: D-glucose transmembrane transport; circulatory system development. Gene Ontology annotation, molecular function: symporter activity. Bases 199 to 1932 code for a protein of 577 amino acids. The transcript is spliced from 5 exons.